Mesocricetus auratus (golden hamster) is the source of this 3736-nucleotide messenger RNA. It is a transcript of the gene Tigar, whose product is annotated as TP53 induced glycolysis regulatory phosphatase. The record is from RefSeq and is a predicted model, not a curated record. Gene Ontology annotation, molecular function: fructose-2,6-bisphosphate 2-phosphatase activity. NCBI's taxonomy places the organism in Eukaryota, Metazoa, Chordata, Mammalia, Rodentia, Cricetidae. Gene Ontology annotation, cellular component: cytosol. Gene Ontology annotation, biological process: fructose 1,6-bisphosphate metabolic process; regulation of pentose-phosphate shunt; positive regulation of DNA repair. The coding region runs from base 111 to 911 and encodes 266 amino acids. The transcript is spliced from 6 exons.
GGUUCGCAGCGCAGGCGGAAGUAGUGCAGGCAAGGUGGCCCCGCAGUGCCGGCGCUGAGCAGUGCAGCAGAGCUGGGUGGUGGCUCCUGCGUCUUGGGGCCCCUGCCGAGAUGCCUCGCUUCGCCCUGACCGUUAUCCGCCAUGGCGAAACAAGAUUUAAUAAGGAGAAAAUCAUUCAAGGGCAAGGAGUAGACGAGCCCCUUUCCGAGACUGGCUUUAAGCAAGCAGCUGCCGCUGGUCGCUUUCUGAACAAUGUGAAGUUUACGCACGCUUUCUCCAGUGAUCUCACCAGGACUAAGCAGACCAUAUGCGGCAUUUUGGAGAAAAGCAAAUUUUGCAAAGACAUGGCGGUGAAGUAUGACCCCAGACUCCGAGAAAGGAAGUAUGGGGUCGUAGAAGGCAAGCCUCUAAGCGAGAUGCGGGCCAUGGCCAGAGCCGCUGGGGAAGAGUGUCCCAUGUUCACUCCACCCGGAGGAGAGACACUCGAGCAGGUGAAAGCACGCGCAAAGGGUUUCUUUAAUUGUAUUUGUCAACUAAUCGUGGGUGAGACGGGCCAGAGAGAAAGCGUCUUCCCUGGGGCUCCAGGCAACUGUCUGGAGAGCUGUUUGGCAGAGGUAUUCCCUGUAGGAAACCGUUUGCACUUGCAUCCUGAUGGUGGCACCCCUGGGUUAGCAGCCAGCAUCUUAGUUGUGAGCCACGGAGCUUACAUGAGAAGCCUCUUUGGUUACCUUCUGAGUGACCUCAAAUGCUCGUUGCCAGCAACACUAGGCAAAUUAGAACUCGCGUCAGUCACUCCCAAUACUGGGAUUAGUGUCUUUAUCGUAGACUGUGAGGAAGGGCUGGAACCGGCAAUUCAGUGUGUUUGUAUGAACUUCCAGGAACAUCUAAACGGAGCGAGCGAAAAGCACUAAGUUUAAAGUCCUUCAUUAAGAAACCUCUGAAGGGAGUGAGUGCCUUGGCCUCUUGCACUCGCGUCCUCGGCUCCUGCCAUUUUAGAAGCAGUUAAGAAUUCAUGUGGCAGAGCCCACUGGGGUCCCGGCUGUAUCAGAUGACAGUGGAGAACCACCCCAAAUCAACCUGGUUUUCCCAGUAGACUUGCCAUUUUCUACAGUAAUGUUGCCACUCUGUUCCAUUAUGUUUCUUAACUAUUAACGUGUCAGGACAUCCAGCAUUUGCACAUUAGGGAAUUAGUAGCCGCCUUCCACAGUCUUCAUUUCAUGGACCUUUUUGGUGUCUAGAUGAUGGUAUUGGCUGCUGAAGAUAAUUGUGUCUUUUCGCUAUUUUAUCAAGUGCUUGCCAGAAAGAAUGGUUUGUGUAAUUCACUGCGUAUUUGCAAUGGUUAUGUCAGAGUCCAAAGUCCUUUAAACUGGCACUUCUUACUGUCAUCAAUGUGUGUAAUGGAAAAUGGAAAAACACUAAAGCAUCUUUCGCAGGAUACAGCAUUGGGUUGUUUUGUGUUUUAAUUCUAAAGGCCUCAAGAUAAAUAUGAAGAACUGGAGGGCUAAGUCAGGGUUAAGAGUAGGUACUUCCUGCUCUCCCAGAAGACCCCAGUUCAGGUCUCAUCACCCAUCUUGGGUGGCUCACAACUGCCUUAACUGCAGCACCAGGGAACCAAUGCCCCCUUCUGGCCUCUGCGGGCACUGGCACAGGCCCAGGAAGCCCCUGGGCAGAAGGCAAACCAGGGGGAAAAUCAAUAAAUUAUUCCUUGCUUCGUAUCCGCCCUGCAUGUGCAGCCUUUCUAGCUGAGGGAUGAUCUAAAGUAAACCCAGACUGGCAUCCAGAAAAGAUGCUGAAAAAUGGCCUCCAGAAGGAACAGAUAAGUGGCUUUCUUUCCCCCAGAUGGCGCUAUAGGAAAGGGAUUUUGAUUGCCCCUUAGGAAUCCUUAUCUGAGAAAAUGAUUAACUGCUGAGACUUCGAGGCACAAGUCACAGUAUCAGGGAGAGGAAUUGGGUGGGGGAAAUGUAAUUGUAACCCUGAACCAUGCUGUGGAGGCGCUGGAAGCAGCUAGUGGGAUUGAGAGCUUAUUGAACAGUAGGCACCAAGCGUAAGACGCCUAGGAAAACAGUAAAGUUCACCUGCAAAGGAAUGCACAGGUCAAGGCUUGCCACAACCUGUCUGGACACUGUGCGGAGCUGGUGCCAACACUUGCAUGCUGGUAACUAAAAACUAAGGGUUUAUUUGGGACUCCAAAUGCAUGUGUGCCAUGAACAGAAACGUUGCUAACACCAUGAGUCCAGAGUGUGGCCCUGUCCCAAGAAACUCAAGGAGUAAUUAAGGAGGCCACAGGAAAGUUGCCCUAUUGGUGCCAAAGCUCCAGCUCAAAAAUCAUGUUAGCAUUUGGGGCAAGAAUCGCCACAAGAGACUUCAGUCAAGCCUAAGACUAUGGGUUUUGAUUCUGUUCCCACUCCUGGAGAGGUUGUUUUUUGUUUGUUUGGUUUUGGCCUCAAGACUCCAGUGUCAGGCAUGUCGUCCAGAUAACAGUUCUGACAGCAAGUGUGCUGGGCUGGGUUCAUCUGCGGUUUCACACAUGUCUGACCCGAGUCUCUGAUGCGUCCCCCAACCGUGAUUUCUCCUCUUACCGGGCUCUAUUUUCCCCUCCCUAAAACUAGAAAAUAAGGUGUUACAUCUUGAACAUGCUAAAAGGAAUAAAAAACUGUAAAUAUUGACAGAAAAAUGCAUAAUGGAUAAACUACUUUAAAGCAGUAUCAAGGUGUCAUUUUGAUCUGAAAUCAGGUGAGAAGAAACAGAGAACCUUUGCCUUCUCAGUAUUAACCAAAAACCAGGGUACCGGUCAUCCUCCUUAGCUCCCAUCCACCCCCCAGGCGACCAGAGAUGAAUUAGCACACAUCUUGAUUCUUGUUGGGCUGCAUCCUAACUCUCCAGUGCCUCUGUUCGGCUAUAUAGAUUUGUUACAAAGAUUCUUUUUAGCAGUUUCAGGUUUAUGGAAAAGUAGAAAGUUCACCUCCACAUCCUCCUCCCAGUUACCGUAGUGUGUUUAAAGGAAGUCUAUCUGAAUGAAGGCUUCCACAUGCCAGUUUUGAGUGACCAUCCUGAUGCUUGCGUGGAUCUCAGGCCACAGGAGGAGUGUGGAGUGUCCAGUGAAGGACAUGUCCUUUGAUAUCUGUGUUGCAAAUCAAGUGUGUUCAUGCCAUCCUUGGUUGUGCUCAGAACAGCCUGCGUUUUCUAGAGUGUUGGACCCGGCAUGAAGUUGAGUGCUAGAGGAGAGUGUUAUAAAAACCCAAGGGGUUUGGAGUUGUCAUAUGUUACUCAGUGGCCCCAGUUUCCAUCCUCAGCACUGGGGAAAAAAGAACACAAAGGGGGGGGACCCUGCCCUUUAAAAAAGAACCCAGGGUUAGUGGGUAGAGACCCCUUAGCCAGCUAUCCAGUGCAGCCCAAGCAGUGGCCCCAGUUUCCAUCCUCAGCACUGGGGAAAAAAGAACACAAAGGGGGGGACCCUGCCCUUUAAAAAAGAACCCAGGGUUAGUGGGUAGAGACCCCUUAGCCAGCUCUCCAGUGCAGCCCAAGCACAGGGCACCACAUUAAGUUCUCUGGUUCUUUCAACUUCUCCCGGUGUGUAUGAGGCAAGUGUUCUGACACCUUUCAAAUGUACAUAAAUACCCAACUGUCUAUAUUCCUCAUUUUUGCCCAUGUUGUUUGGGACAUUAUUUAUUUGGGAAUGUAUGUAUCUAUUUAAUUGUAACAACUUCUAUUGAAUAAAUAAAGCACCUUUUGUGUA